AUGCGCUCUUUCGUUGCCUUUGCGGCUUUGGCCCUUUCGGCCGCUGACCUGGCUACUGCCGGUCCCUGCAAGCCUCGUCCUACCACCACAGAUGCCGCAUCUACCGUGGAUACCUCAGCUACCUUGGAUCCCACAGCUACUCUGAAUCCCACAGCUACCUUGGAUACCUCGGCUACCUUGGAUGCCUCAGCUACCUUGGACCCCACGGCUACCUUGGAUCCCACAGCUACUUUGGAUCCCACAGCUACCUCGGAUGCAACCGAGACUACCGCUGGUGCUGAUGCCACCACCCUACCUGAUCCUCCGACCAACAAGCCCAUCGAGAACUCUUGCACAGGUGGUGGCAUGACUGACCUCUCCGUCUUCAACAAGGUGGGCGACGUUAAGCCUAACGGACAGGACGGUUUCACCGAAGAUGGAGGCCGAGAUACUUCUUGUGCUCAGCUCACUGCCAAGUCCACUGGCCCUACUCGCAAGCGUCAGGAUGCUGGUGAUGUCGCUGCUCUUGGCCAAAGCCUCUCCGACCUCAACACUCGCACCAAGUACACCGUCCAAUUCUGGUACCGUAUUGCUACGCCCCCCAUCAGGAACAAUGACUGUACCCUCGAGGCCUAUAUCGGUAAUCUUCGAUUUUUCAACACUGCCAUCUUUGCCAACGAUGCUAGCGACAGCUACAUCCAGGUCCUCACCUCCACCAGCGUUCCUGCCUCUCAGGGUGAGCUGAACUUCAAGACCACCUGUGCCAACGGAGAUUCUGCCUCUGUUCUCAUUGACUCCAUCUUCAUGUCCAACCAGGUCACUCCUGAGAACAUUGACAACUACCGACUUGACUUUGGCGAUGGUCAGAUUCGUGAGCCUACCAACUCUCCUGCUACCACUGCCGGCACCCAGCUUCCUCCCACUACUCAGCCUGCUGCUGCUACUACCACUUCCGCUGCUGGAAAUGGCGGUAGCGGCAACACCUCUGCUCAGCCUACCUCUGCUGCUCAGAGUGACGCUACUACCCAGGGCAACUCAGAGUCUACCGAAACUGGUGCUAUCAAGCCAACCACUGCUUCCCAAGAUGGAGAGGAGACGUCUCAGCCCACUCAGGGUAGCGGCUCCCAGUCUACUUCUGUUGCUGAUGGAGGCUCUUCGGCCACCACUAGCGCUGCUGGAAGCGAUGGUGAUGCUACUACCCAGACCCAGGGCUCUCAGCCUACCACUGUUUCUGAGGGCUCCGACGUUACCAGUGCCACUCAGGGUUCCGGCUCUCAGCCCACUAGUGCCACUCAAGCCUCCGAGUCUGACGCCACUACCGAGACCCAAGGAUCUGGCUCCCAGCCUACCUCUGCUACCCAGGGCUCUGGCUCUGACGUGACCACUGCCAACAGUGACUCUGCCGAGACCCAGACUGCUUCUUCCCAGGGCACUCAGUCCAGUGCACCAGCAUCUGAGCAGACAGAAGCCACCUCUGUUCCUACCACCACUGUUGCCUCCGAGAACGAGUCUAGCCAGUCUACCUCUGCUCCUGUUGUUGACGAGGCCGUUACUACUACUACCGCCGCCACUGGUUCUGAGUCUUCCUCGGUCGCUAUUGGUGAGGAUGCCACUACUACCACUGUCGCCGUUGGCUCCGAGUCUACCUCUGCCGCCAGCAUUGAGUCUUCUUCUGCCGCUGGUUCUGAGUCUACUACCGCCAGUGUUGAUGAGCCUGCCACUACUGCUGCUGAUAGCGAGUCUACUACUGUCUCUGCUGAUAGUGCGUCUACCACUGCUGCUACCGGUUCUGAGUCUACCACCGCCGCUGUUGAUGAGGCUGUUACUACAACCACUGCCGGUGCCGAUAACGAGUCUACUACUGUCGCUACCGGUUCUGAGUCUACUACUGCUGCUGUUGUCGAUGAGGCUGUCUCUACUACAACUGCCGCUGCCGGUACCGACUCUACCACUGUACCCGCUGGUAAUGAGUCUACCACCGUCGCUGCUGACAACGAGUCAACUUCUGCUUCCGCCAGCGAGUCUGUCGCUACCACUACUACUUCUGGAGUUGAGUCCACUUCUGUUGCUGUCGGCGACGAGUCUGCUAUCACCACCACUGCCCCGGCUGACAAUGAGUCAACUUCUGCUCCUGUCAGCGAGUCUGUCGCUACCACCACUACUGCCGGAGCUGAGUCUACGUCUGCUACCGUUGGUGAUGAGUCUGCUACGACUACCACUACCCCAGUUGAUACUGAGUCUACUUCCGCUCCUGUCAGUGAGUCCACCGCUGCUACUACCACUGCCACCUCUGGAACCGAGUCUGUCAUUACUACCACUACUGCAGCUGCUGGUACCGAGUCAGCUUCCGACACCGUUAGCGAGUCUAUCGCUGCCACCACCACUGCCACUGCAAGCGAUUCUGCUACUACUACUGAUGCCUCAGCUACAAGCGACUCUACCACUACCACUGAUGCCUCAGUUGCAAGCGAGUCCGCCACUACCACUGAUGCCUCAGUUGCAAGCGAGUCCGCCACUACCACUGAUGCCUCAGCUGCAAGCGAAACCGCCACUACCACCGAUGCCUCUGUUGCUAGCGAGUCUCUUAUUACCACCACUACAGCUGCUGGCACCGAGUCUACCUCCGCUCCUACAACCACCGAGGCCUCAGCUACUAGCUCGGGCACGCCCGAUGAGACCACCUCUACCUCUUCCUCCGAGCCCACACAGGCUUUUGUUGCCCGCGCUGAGCCUGCUCGCACAAAGUGUCUCAGCACUAGCAACUCCGUUGCGAACGGUGACUUCGACAACGCUGCCGCCGACUGGACCUUCUCUGGAAGUGCUACUGCUGUUGAUGAUAAGGGACAUGGUACCAAGGCAUACACCAUCGGUUCCUACGGUAUUGGAUUCAUCGGACCUGCCACUGGCUCUUUCAGCCAGACCAUCAGUGACCUCGAAGUUGGUGAGAACUACUACCUCAGCUACGCUUACUACGUCGAUAGUGAUGCUAGUCUCCCCGACAACGAGUGCACAGUCAAGGUCACCUUCGACUCUGCCGAGGUUGAGACCUUUGAUCCUUUCUCGGAAUCCGAGGCCCGUGACGGAUUCCGCAACCGUGUCUUCCAGGUUGCUCCCGAUGCCGCGUCGAGCGAGCUCUCGUUUGAGCUUAGCUGCAACAACAACCCUGACGCCUUCAACCUGAUGAUGGAUGACGUCUACCUUGUCCGUUGCGACGAGUAA
Molecule: messenger RNA, 3198 nt
Organism: Fusarium pseudograminearum CS3096
Lineage: Eukaryota; Fungi; Ascomycota; Sordariomycetes; Hypocreales; Nectriaceae
Exons: 1
Coding region: 1-3198 (1065 amino acids)
Source: RefSeq, a predicted model, not a curated record